CCAUAAGUGGAUUGAUCUUUCUUACUCUCUUGUCUUCUUCUUGUUCAUACUUCUCUUCAAUGUAGCUAGAUAAACAGAAAAAGAGAGAGAUGUUAAAGUAGGGUUGGGUUCAUACUUUUAGUUUGUUACUUCGUUUCUUUUGAUUGUGUGAUGAUUCUGUAAUCAACGAAUGAUCCGGUUUAGUUUCCAAGAAGGUUUCAGUUCAUUUUUUUUUAUAAAAAAAUAUUUCUCAUAAUUUACAUCUUCUCUUGUUUUCAAUAAAAAAUUUGGUCAAUACAAAACGAAAAAAACUAACUAUAGUUUUCAUAGUCUGUCUGACUUUUACUUAUCAAAGAAAAACUUAUCUAAAUUUGUAUGGCUUAUUCAAAAGACUGGAUUACAUCAAGUGAUUCUUUAUUUAAAAGAAUGUUUGUCUUAAAGAAUAAGCUAGUACUAUAAUGAAUUAAUCAAAUAACUAGCUGUUAGCUCUCGAAUCAAACCAUACAGCAAGCUCUCGAUUCCCUUGCAAACGAAUAGUCUUAACCUGAUCCGGAUUAUUCUGUCUAGAUGUUUCACUAACAUGAUUGUUGAUGAUAUUAGUGUAUGUAUUUCUUGAUAUUGGCAAUUAUUUUUUCAUAAAUGAUUUGUACUAGCAAAUUGUUUGACAAGCCGAAUUGGAAUCUCAAUGAUUUGUUCUCAUCUCAUUGAUUAUCCCUCAAAACUAAUUACAAAUCACAUGGCCGGUGAAUUGGAAUAAUCUCGUGACAUGUAUGUGAGAAGAAGAGUGGAUGGAUAUAACGGCCGAGUGGUAUAAUAGUAUAACCGGAGCUAGUUCAUAUGAAAUCAGAUGUUGAAAGUUACAUUUCUGUUUAUUUACAGAAAAUAAAUUUGGAUCUUUGUGUACUAACAUCAGUUUGACAUUCAUGUUGGUCUAUCUUCUUCUUUUUUUUUUGUUAUAAAUUUCAUAGAAUUAAAAAUUAGUAAGUUAAGUUUAUCAAUUAGUUUGGAAUCUACAUAGUAUAUACAUUUUCUCUUCUUAAAUUUAUAGUUUGACACAUUUAAACAUACAUUAUUCUCUUAGUAAUUCAUGUGCAUUUGUUUUUAUUUGAAUAAAAUUUUGAUAAAUGUUUGUGUUAUUUUCUUCCUUGAAUCUUCUCCUGCAGAUUAACAAACUAUAUCCUAAAGGUAAACCAGAUCUUUAUAUUUAUUUCAUUAAUAUGAAAAGCGAUAAAAUAAAUCCCCUGAAAAGUGAAAACACCUAAGCCAAUGAUUUAUUUAAUUUAAUUUUUCUAACUAAAUCAAAAUAAAAUACAAAAGCGUCUCUCACUAGUCACCACUACUAUAUAUAUCUGAAGAACACUCGUGUUAGCUCAAAGAACCUUCACUUUCUCGCAAAAACAGAGUCUUUCCAAGAAAGUUUCUUCCUUUUUCUCUCUCGAAUGGAUUCUAAAGAAACCCAACAACAGCAGAACCGCAACGCCGCCGCCGCGUUAGCGGGUCCCACCUCCACUUCUCAGGCCAUGCACAACCGUUCAUCUGUCGGGGCUCUCUCUCUGCGCCAGCCUCAAGCUCUGCAAGGGGUCAUGCCCGACGGAUCGCCUUACUCCGCCUCCGUCGCGACCCAACAACCGUGGAGGCAAGUCAAACGAGGACGAGGAAGACCGAGGAAGUACGCUCCUCCGGAUGGUGGAGAUAGCGGCGGUGGUGCAAAUGCUGGCCCGCCUGCUAGAGGAGGAGAAGAAGGAUCGUUUACAGCUCAUGUCAUUAACAUCAAUGCUGGAGAGGACAUAGCUGCCAAGUUACUGGCGUUUGUGAAUCAAAAACCACGCCACGUCUGUGUUCUCUCAGCUUUAGGAGAUGUAUCUGUUGCGGAGCUAUCUAACAAUCCUCUUGGUCUUGGAUUAGUUAAGUAUGAGGGCCCAUAUGUUAUCACUGCUAUGUCAGGUGUUUUCUCGAGUACUGAGAGUAAUGGUACUGUGACCACAACUGGUAACUUGAACGUGUCUCUGGCUGGUCCUGAUUUCAAGACUGUGGGGGGUCGUGUUGGUGGAAUGCUUGUAGCUGGAUCACCAUUCCAGGUCAUUGUUGGAAGCUUUGUACCAGAGGGAGUGAAACUGAGCGCAGCUUCGGGACCAGACAAUGUGUUGAACUCAAGUGGUGGUGGUGGACCAGGAUUACCUCAGUCUCAGGGACCAAGCAAGUCAUCAGAGGAAAAUGCUAGUAAAUCUCCUGGCAACAAUGCUCAAUAAGCAAAUGGUUCAUGGGUUUUCUUCUCUGUUCCAUCAGAAUUGUCCAUAAGUAGAUUGAUCUUUCUUACUCUCUUGUCUUCUUCUUGUUCAUACUUCUCUUCGAUGUAGCUUUGGGUUUUAGAUAAAUAGAAAGAGAGAGAGAUGUUAAAGUAGGGUUGGGUUCAUACUUUUAGUUUGUUACUUAGUUUCUUUUGAUUGUGUGAUGAUUCUGUAAUCAACGAAUGAUCCGGUUUGGUUUCCAAGAGGUUUCAAUUCAAUUUUUUUUAUAAAAAAUCUCUCGUAAUGUACAUCUUCUCUCUGUUUUCAAUAAAAAAAUUGGUCAGUACAAACCAAAAAACUAACUAUAGUUUUCAUAAUCUGUUUGACUUUUACUUAUCAACGAAAACUUAUCUAAAUUUGUAUGGCUUAAUAAUAAUGAUUUUUUUUUGUUCUGAGAACCAACACUCAUUAAUCAAAAGUCCAACACACAUGCAUAGUCCAAAAGCAGUAUUAAACCAACGGAGGGUUAGUUUUUAUUUUUUAGUCCAUAACUCCGGUUAAAGUUUUGGAGAUUAAAUCUGUACGGAUCUCAACAAAAUUAGCAUGCAAUUUUUUUUGGAACCACUGGUCUUUCAAACUGUAAUUGAUUCAUCUAUGAUUGUGUCGCAUAUAAACCAAAAAAAAAAGAAGCAAACUCGUAUUUUCCUCCUUGAAUCUUCUCCCGUACAUUCACAAAAUGUAUACUCGCCCCUUUUGCAGACAUAUUAAUAAAACAUAAACAUAUAAUUUUGUUUAUUUUUAAAAUAAAAACAUAAUUACAUAUACAUCUAACCAUAUUUCAAC
Molecule: messenger RNA, 3050 nt
Organism: Brassica rapa (field mustard)
Lineage: Eukaryota; Viridiplantae; Streptophyta; Magnoliopsida; Brassicales; Brassicaceae
Product: AT-hook motif nuclear-localized protein 13
Molecular function (GO): minor groove of adenine-thymine-rich DNA binding
Source: RefSeq, a predicted model, not a curated record